AUGGAAUUGCUUAGAAAUUAUCAUGCCGAAAAAAGAUUCGAAUUGCAGUACUGCACCACAAGUGGUAACCACGUGGUCUUCACUGUGGAUACACGUGGCCAGAAUGAAGAAUGUGAUGAUGAUGGAUCACCUUCCUGCAAAGAUGAUAUGGCUUCUACACCUCUUGAAAAAUUAAUACAUACAAAAUGGCAGGAUGCAAAAAUAACUUGGACAGGUCAAACUCCUACAGUAUAAACAUGAAC
Messenger RNA from Ctenocephalides felis (cat flea), 242 nucleotides. Its product is annotated as probable ubiquitin carboxyl-terminal hydrolase MINDY-4. The record is from RefSeq and is a predicted model, not a curated record. Bases 1 to 234 code for a protein of 77 amino acids. NCBI's taxonomy places the organism in Eukaryota, Metazoa, Arthropoda, Insecta, Siphonaptera, Pulicidae. The transcript has 3 exons.